Danio rerio (zebrafish) is the source of this 2917-nucleotide messenger RNA. RefSeq names its product calreticulin 3b (gene calr3b). Gene Ontology annotation, biological process: protein folding. Gene Ontology annotation, cellular component: endoplasmic reticulum; cytoplasm; endoplasmic reticulum lumen. The record is from RefSeq and is marked validated. Lineage: Eukaryota; Metazoa; Chordata; Actinopteri; Cypriniformes; Danionidae. Gene Ontology annotation, molecular function: calcium ion binding.
CCACGCGCUUUUCCCGAGCAACUGAGGAACCGAGGGCAGCAGAGCGCGAGAGCGAGCGUGCGGGAGUCAUUUCUUUAAAAAAAAUUAAUUAACGAAGAUGCAAAUUUCAUUAUUACAGUUAAUUUCGGCUGCAUUAUUGGCACUGGCAGCCAAUGCAGAAGUGUACUUAAACGAGCAGUUUCUGGACGGAGAUGCCUGGAGGAGUCGAUGGGUUAAUUCGGAGCACAAAUCUGACUACGGGCAGUUUAAACUGACCGCUGGAAACUUCUACGGAGACGCUGAGAAAGAUAAGGGCCUGCAGACCAGUCAAGAUGCUCGUUUCUACGCCACCUCUGUCCGCUUCGAGCCCUUUAGCAAUGAGGGCAAAACACUGGUGAUCCAGUUUACGGUUAAACACGAGCAGAAGAUCGACUGUGGAGGCGGAUACGUUAAAGUCUUCCCAGCUGAUCUCAACCAGGCGGACAUGCACGGCGACUCCCAGUAUUACAUCAUGUUUGGGCCUGAUAUCUGUGGCUACAGCACUAAAAAGGUUCACGUCAUUUUUAACUAUAAGGGACAGAACCACCUCAUCAAGAAAGAUAUCAAAUGCAAGGAUGAUGAACUGACUCACCUGUACACAUUGAUCUUGAAUCCGGAUCAGACAUAUGAGGUUAAGAUUGAUAAUGAGAAGGUGGAGUCCGGCUCUCUGGAGGAGGACUGGGAUUUCUUGCCCCCGAAGAAGAUCAAGGACCCCGAAGCUAAAAAACCCGAGGACUGGGACGACCGGGCCAAGAUUGAUGACGAGACUGACACCAAACCUGAGGACUGGGAUAAGCCCGAGAAUAUCCCCGAUCCUGAUGCUAAGAAGCCAGAAGACUGGGAUGAGGACAUGGAUGGAGAGUGGGAGCCUGCCAUGAUCCCUAACCCCGAGUACAAGGGUGAGUGGAAACCCAAACAGAUUGACAACCCGAACUACAAGGGCGCCUGGGUGCAUCCUGAAAUCGAUAACCCAGAACACGUUCCUGAUGACCAGAUCUACAAAUUCGACAAUAUUGGAGUCCUUGGGCUGGAUCUCUGGCAGGUGAAGUCUGGCACCAUUUUUGACAACUUCUUCAUCUCAGAUGAUGUGAAAGAAGCUGAGGAAUUUGGAAAUGAAACGUGGGGCGCUACAAAGGGCCCCGAGAAGAAAAUGAAGGAGGAACAGGAAGAGAAGAAACGCAAAGAGGAAGAGGAAAAGAACAAGGAGCAGAACACCGAAGCAGCAGAUGAGGAAGAGGAAGACGAAGGAGAGGAGGAAGAGGAAGAAGACGAGACUGAAGAGCCUCAGGAGGACGAAGGAGACGAGGAUGUGCUUCAGAAAGACGAACUGUAAAGCAGAAAUCCAUUUUUGUCCAUAUUCCACAUUAUACCAGGGACGCGACUGCAGUGCAUUCAUUCAAAACAACACAUUCAGACUGAAUGGGAACCAAUGGAGGUUCUCAGACCACGCGUUCAAUCAGUGAGCUUUGACCCCUAAAUAGCCAUUUAAAGAGACGGUUCACCCAAAAACUGAAACUUGUCAUUAUUUAUUCAUCCUCCAUUUGUUCCAAACCAACGUUUCUUUCCUCUGUUGAACACAAAAUAAGAUAUUCUGUGUUAUAUUUUAUUGUAAUUAGUAGCAUAGUAUUUUUUUUAUGCUACUAUGGAAGUCAAUGGGUCCCAGCAACCAGCAUUCUACAAAAUAUCUUCCUUUGUGUUCAACUGAAGACAGAAACUCUUAAACGUUUAGAUUUUUGGGUGAACUGUCCCCCUAAAUACCUUAUUUUGUUUGUUUAUUUAGAAGAUCUCAGCCCAUGCAUUUAAUUAGUGAUCUUUGACCCCUAAAUGGCCAGUUAAAAAGACAGUUAACCUAAAAAAUUUAAUUCUCUCUUUCAUUUAUUCAUCAAUGACUUGUUCCAAACCGGUUUGAGUUUCUUUCUUCUGUUGAACACACAAUAAGAUAUGCUGAAGAAUACUGUAUUUUAUUAUGAUUGGUAAUAUGAAUUAGUAGCAAAACUAUGGAAGUCAAUGGGUCCCAGAAACCAGCAUUCUUUAAACUAUUUUCCUUUGUGUUCAACCGAGUAAAGAAACUCAAAGUUUAGAACCACUUGAGUGAGUGGUGAUUUUGGGUGAACUGUCCCCUUAAAUACCUUGUUUUUGUUUGUUUGUUUGUUUGUUUGUUUGGUAGUUUUCAGCUCAUGCAUUACAUAGUUAGUGACAUUUGACCCCUAAAUAGCCAGUUAAAGAGACCGUUCAGCCAAAAAAAAAAAAAUGAAGUCCUUCGCUUGUUUCAAACCUGUUCGAGUUUCUUUCUUCUGUUGAACACAAAGGAAGAUAUUCUGAAGAAUGCUGGUAAAAACAAACAUUGACUUGCAUUGCAUUUUUUUUGCUCCUCCUAUGGAUGUUAAUUCUUUGAGCAUUCUUUGAAGUGUCUUUUUUUUGUGUUUUUAUAGAACAAAAAAAAUAAGUUUAGAAUCAUUUGAAUUGGUAAAUGUUCUUUUUUAAUGUGAAUUGUCCCUUUAAAUAUCAUCUUUUAUUUGUUUGUUUGUUUUUGAGUGUUUCUUUAUGGUACCGGGGUCCGACAUGUGAAACACCUUUAAAGAACUGGUCUAUGAUCAGUUUAUUGUGCCUUUUGUGUAUGCAAAAUUGUUGUUUCUGUUAGUUUGAAGGAAUUGGAUUAAGUUAGAUUAACAGUCUGUAUCAGGAAGCCGGAUUAGCUUUAUAGGCAGUUAUGUUUUAGUUUAGUUUGCACCAAUUCUGCAUUUUGUAGCUCAGCUUCUACAUAAUACCAUGGCACAUAAUGACUUUACCUGUUUGUUCAAACUACUUAUUUAUGACGAGUCGAACCAACACAGUUUUUAACUUUUUUUUUUUUUUUUUGGCCAACUUAAUUGUUUUAUGUUCAUUCAACUUAAAUUUA